Andrographis paniculata is the source of this 1160-nucleotide messenger RNA. RefSeq names its product NDR1/HIN1-like protein 6. Gene Ontology annotation, cellular component: plasma membrane. The transcript has a single exon. The record is from RefSeq and is a predicted model, not a curated record. The coding region runs from base 144 to 923 and encodes 259 amino acids. Lineage: Eukaryota; Viridiplantae; Streptophyta; Magnoliopsida; Lamiales; Acanthaceae.
UUCUUCUCUUCUUCUCUGUCACUUUCUCACUCAUUGCAUCUCUCUUUCGCUCUCUAUACGUAUAGGUUAUAUAUAUAUAUAUUGUGGAAAUUAAAAGAAGUUAAUUAGGGCAAAACAGAGAAAAAAAAAUUAAAAUUAAAAAGAUGAAUGACAGAGUGUACCCAUCGGCGAAGCAGGCGGCGAACGGCGGAGGCGCGGCGGAGAACGGAGGGGCAAAUUCGUCAUUUCCGGCGAACAAAGCUCAGCUAUAUAACGCAACGCGGCCGGCGUACCGCCCUCAGCCGCCGCCGCGGAGAAGAAGCCGCAAAGGAUGUUUCUGCGCGUGCUGUCUCUGGACGACCGUCGCGAUUCUGUGCUUAAUCUUCCUCGCCGCCGUCGCCGGAGUGGUGUUUUACAUCAUUUACCGACCUCACCGGCCGUCCUUCUCGGUGAACAGUCUCCGCCUCUCCAGAUUCAACCUCACCGACACAUCUGUAACCUCCAAUUUCAACAUCUCUGUAACCGCUCGAAACCCUAAUAAGAAGAUCUCCUUCUUCUACGAUCCGGUAACCGUCAGGAUACUCUCCGGAGACCUUGAAAUAGGCGACGGAGCUUUUCCGGCGUUCGCUCACGCCAGGAAAAACGUGACGACGCUGAGAGCGGUUGUUUCGAGUUCGAACUCUCCGAUUCCCGACGGGACCGACAUAUCCUCUGUGAAAUCGAGCCUGAAGAGCAAAAAUCUGCCGCUGAAAAUCGAACUGGAGACGAAGGUGAAGGCGAAAAUCGGCAAAAUCGAGACGAAGAAGUUGAAAGUGAGAGUGAUCUGCGACGGAAUCAAAAUCUCAGUCCCCGCCGGCAAGGCGGCGACGGCGACGGCGGCGGCGACGACGAACGUGAAGUGCAAAGUCGAUCCGCGAAUCAAAAUCAUCAAAUGGACAGUUUGAGAAUUCGAUCGAUUCUAUUCCAGGUGUGAUAAAUAUUUUUAUUUUUAUUUUUAUUUUUAUUUUUUUGGUAUCUAAUAUUUGGGAAAUGAACAUUUAAUUUUGUUGGCUUUGUUUGGUAUAUGAUUGUCAUUACUUUAGGAAAUGUUUAUUUUAUUUUAUUUUUAUUUUCAGUUGUGAAAUAUUUUAGCAUUUGUGACAUUUCAUAGAUUAAAAAUGGAAAUCUGAUUGGAAAUUGAA